UCGCCAAAACUCUAUGAAAAUCGUGAAAAAUUGCCAAACGGUUUGAGAGGAUAUUAUGUACAUAGACUUCUUGUAAAUAAUGUGGCACAAUGGGCUUCAGCUCGCUAUUCAUGGUAUGUUUGUAAACUUCUUGACGAAAUUCAUAGACAAGAACGUGAAGAGCUAGAGAACAAGCUUGAAGCAAAAGACAAAAACAUACAGAAAAGAAUACCACGUUCGGUACCAAAAGGAAAGGAAAAGAACUAUAAGUAUAUGAUUUAUACUGAAGAGAUGGAAAAUGAAGAAGACAGAGAUAUGGUUAUGUUGCAUUUAGUCAGAAGAAACAACAAAAGCUUUUACGACCUUGCUAAGAUUUACAAAUCUGACAGAAAUUGGUUCUAUCGCGAAAACUUACCGAUUUCAAUGACACCGAAUGAAGAUGUUAAACAGAUAGUUCAAGAUACGUUACCUCAAACACACUAUGAUAUGAAAGGUUGUACAAUACUUACAUUCAAAGAAGAUUUACCGCUACUGAAGGAAAAAAUAACAGAGUAUUUUGACAACUUCAAACAAGCAGAGUAG
Trichomonas vaginalis G3 is the source of this 561-nucleotide messenger RNA. Its product is annotated as KilA, N-terminal/APSES-type HTH, DNA-binding family. The record is from RefSeq and is a predicted model, not a curated record. NCBI's taxonomy places the organism in Eukaryota, Parabasalia, Trichomonadida, Trichomonadidae. The transcript has a single exon. The annotation marks the transcript as partial.